Messenger RNA from Plutella xylostella (diamondback moth), 4758 nucleotides. Lineage: Eukaryota; Metazoa; Arthropoda; Insecta; Lepidoptera; Plutellidae. The record is from RefSeq and is a predicted model, not a curated record.
AUGGCGGAGGUGGAUCCAGAGACGCUGCUGGAAUGGCUGCUGACGGGGCAGGGCGACGAGCGCGACAUGCAGCUCAUCGCGCUCGAGCAGCUGUGCAUGCUGCUGCUCAUGUCCGACAACGUCGACCGCUGCUUCGAGAGCUGCCCUCCCAGGACGUUUCUUCCCGCUCUGUGCAAGAUCUUCCUGGAUGAGUGCGCCCCGGACAAUGUGCUCGAGGUCACCGCCCGGGCCAUCACCUACUACUUGGAUGUCUCAGCGGAGUGCACUCGGCGCAUCGUGGCGAUCGACGGCGCGGUGAAGGCGAUCUGCAACCGCCUGCUGACCGUGGACCCCAACAACCGCACCAGCAAGGACCUCGCAGAGCAGUGCAUUAAGGUGCUGGAGCUAGUGUGCACGCGCGAGGCGGGCGCGGUGUGGGAGGGCGGCGGGCUGCCGUGCGUGCUGCACUUCAUCACGUCGCACGGGACGCACGUGCUGGAGCUAGUGUGCACGCGCGAGGCGGGCGCGGUGUGGGAGGGCGGCGGGCUGCCGUGCGUGCUGCACUUCAUCACGUCGCACGGGACGCACGUGCACAAGGACACGCUGCACUCCGCCAUGGCCGUCGUGUCCAGGGUGUGCGGCAAGAUGGAGCCCGGCUCCGGGCGCGUGGACUCGGCCGUGUCGUCACUGUCGUCACUACUACGCCACAGCGACACUCGUGUUGCCGACGCAGCGCUGCGUUGCUUCGCGUCGCUAGCGGAUAGGUUUGCGCGCGCGCAUACCGACCCCGCGCCGCUGGCUAGGCACGGUCUGAUAGAGGAGCUGGUCCGGCGACUCGGCAGCGCGGAGAGCGGCGCGGGCUGCGUGUCCCCGGCCGUGUCCACCACCGUGAGCCUGCUGUGCACGCUGUGCCGCGGCUCCGACCAGGUCACCCACGACCUAGUCCGCCUGGACAUCUGCGGCGCCAUGGAGGCGUGCGUGUCCGUGGACGAGCGCGCCUGCCUCGAGUGCAUGCGCCUGGCCGACCUGCUGCUGGUGCUGCUGUGCGAGGGCAGCCACGCCAUACACACCUCCCCCCCGCGCAAGCCGGCCGCCGCCGCCGCCUCCUCCUCCACCGGCGAGGGUUCUUCCAACACGCGCGGAGACAAGUCGCACAGACAACUCAUAGACUGCAUCCGGGGGAAGGACACGGAGGCGCUAUUAUCGGCCGUCUCGAGUGGACAAGUGGAUGUCAACUUCACGGACGAUGUGGGACAGACGUUGCUGAAUUGGGCGGCUGCGUUUGGGACCAAGGAGAUGGUCGAGUUUUUGUGUGAGAAAGGAGCGGACGUGAACCGCGGUCAGCGCAGUUCGUCCCUCCACUACGCCGCUUGCUUCGGCCGCCCCGCCAUCGCCAAGGUGUUGUUGCGACACGGGGCCAACGCGGACUUGAGAGACGAGGACGGCAAGACGCCGCUGGAUAAGGCUAGAGAGAGACACGAUCAAGGUCACAGGGAGGUGGCGUGCAUCCUGCAGUGCCCGGGCGAGUGGCUGGUGGUGGGGCAGUGCCCGCCCGCCAACCACGACGCCUUCCCGCCCACCGCCGACCAGCAGGCGGCGCCCGAGUUCCUCGAACGGCUGAUCCCAGUAUUCUGCGCGCGUUACCUCGCCUCAGUGUCCAGCUCGUCGAAGCGCGCGUGCCUGUCGCUGGUGCGCAAGAUGGUGCGCUACUGCCCGCGCAGCCUGCUGCCGCGCCUGCCGGCCCGCGCGGCGCUGGCGCUGAGCCAGCUGCUGGCCGCCGUGCUGCCCCACACUGACGACGACGACAGCCAACUUAUCGCCAUCGGCAUAGCUGAAGAACUCCUCACGAAGGCCCCAGACGUGUACCUCGAGCAGUUCGCUCGGCUCGGGGUGUUCAGUAAAGUGGAGCAGCUGGCGGCCGCCGCGCCUGAGGAGGAGGCUGCGGGGGAAGCGACGGAGGGGGGGGAUGCAGCGGUCCCCGAAGACGCGACCUCCCUGCUCAGCGGCACGGCCUACACGUGGGGCUCCUGGGCCCUCUGCCGCGGCCGCGACGCUCUCUACGUGUGGUCGGACGCGGCGGCGCUGGAGCUCAGUGCCGGGAGCAACGGCUGGUUCCGCUUCCUGCUAGAUGGGAAAUUAGCUACGAUGUAUUCGAGUGGCAGUCCGGAGCACCAGACUGAUAAUUCCGAAAACCGUGGCGAGUUCAUAGACAAGCUGCAGCGGGCGAAGGCGUCCGUCAAGAGCGCGGCGCCGCAGCCCGUGCUGUCCAAGCCAGGCCCAGCCAAGCUCGUGCUGGGGAACUGGGCGCUCACUUGUAACACCGAGAAAGAGCUCCAAAUCCACAACACGGACGGCCAGCAACAGACCACCAUCCUGCGCGAGGACCUGGCCGGGUUCAUAUUCGAGUCCAACCGCGGCACAGCCCACUCCUUCACGGCAGAAACCUUCCUGGGCCCGGAGCUGGCGAGUGGAUGGACUGAUAGGAAGGUGGAGAGCAGCCAGAACAACCAGGCCAGUAGUAGGGCUGGCGGGAAGAGCGAGGCCAUGAAGGUUCAGGUGAGCACCCGCGCGCGCGCCCUCUACUCGCGGCACCUGGCGGGCGCGGCCAGCAGACAGCCGCGCGCGCCCGUGGCCCGCCUGCGCGCCAUCCUCGCCGCGCUCGAGGGCACCGCUACGCAGCCGCAGCCGGACUGGCAGAAGACAUUAACGGACUCACUGGUGGAACUAUCGGAGUUGCUGUGCGGAGAGGAGGUACUGUCGGCGUACGAGCUGCAGUCGUCCGGCCUGGCGCCCUCGCUGCUGACGCUACUGUCCGAGCAACCCACUGACACCCCGGCCCAGUACGCCGAGCGCAUCCAAACCAUCCGCGCCUGGGCGUCAUCCAGCGACUGCCACCCGGCGGAGCUGGCGCGGCGGCUGGUGGCGGUGCUGGAGGGCGUGGAGCGCCUGCCCGUGGUGGCGGGCGGCGGCGGGGCGGGCGCGCCGCACAAGCCGCCCGCCCUCACGAGGCGGCUCAGACUGCACGUGGAGCGCGCGCCGGACGACGUCACCACCAACCCCGAGAAGAGCACGCCGCGCAACCUCAAGGUGGAAGCGUUGACCACAGUGCGUCAGCUGGAGCGGUUCCUGGCCAAGUCCGUGGCGCGGCAGUGGUACGACCUGCCGCGCGGCACCUUCGCCUUCCUCAACAAGAUCACCAGCGACGCGCCGCUCACCUUCACCUACGAUCACGACUUCGACGAGAACGGCGUGAUCUACUUCAUCGGCAGCAACGCGGGCGCGGCGCCGUGGGUCAACCCGGGCGCGCACGGGCUGCUCAGCGUGUGGUCCUCGGACGGCCGCCAGAUGCCCUACGGACGGCCCGAGGACGUGCUCUCCAGGUCGCCGGAACCGCUCAACGUGCACACCAACGACGACCGGCGCGCGUUCAUAGCCAUGGACCUGGGGCUGCAGCUGGUGCCCUCGGCCUACACGCUGCGCCACGCGCGCGGCUACGGACGCUCCGCGCUCAGGAACUGGCUGUUCCAGAUGUCAGCAGACGGCGUGACCUGGUCCACGCUGCUCUCGCACUCGGACGACCGCGCGCUCUCCGAGCCCGGCUCCACAUCAACUUGGAGAAUCAGAGCUGACGCCCCCUACAGAUACGUGAGGAUCCAGCAGAACGGGAAGAAUGCCAGCGGACAGAGCCAUUACCUGUCGCUGUCUGGGUUCGAGAUUUAUGGCACGGUGACAGCGGCAUGCGAGCCCUCCCCCCGCCCCUCCUCAGGGCGCGCGCGGCGCGUGGGGCGGGCGCGCGGGGCGUGCGCGGGCGCGCGGGUGGUGCGCGGGCCCGACUGGAAGUGGCGCGAGCAGGACGGGCCGCCGCCCGCGCGGGGCACCUUGACCAGCGACCUGCAUAAUGGAUGGGUUGAUGUUAGGUGGGACCACGGCGGGCGCAACUCGUACCGCAUGGGCGCCGAGGGCAAGUUCGACCUGAAGGUGAUCAGCUCGCGCAAGAGCCACAGCACGCCCAGCCUGCCCUCCGCCACGGGGCAGGACCUGCAGGUAUCCGUAGCAUCCACGGAACAAGCUUCGUCCGCCGACAACAUCUCAGCUGAAGAGAUGGCCAGCAACAUGACUCGCUCGCGACCCGCGCACGCCGGCGACCUGUCUGCCAUUAACAACUCUACGCAUCAUAUUAAUAUGGAUCUAACAACAAUAGUGGAAUCGCUCACCCUGGGCGCUGAAGGCAACAACUGCCUCGAGCUAGGCAACAACAUGGACAUGGGCCCCGCCAGCAUCACCGACAUCACCAAGCCGUACCCGGCCAAGCAGCCGCUGCCCGAGACCAGCGAGCAGGAGUGUGAGGACAACUCGGGCGACUCGGGGCAGUUCGGCGCGCAGGGCGGCGCCGGCAACAUGAGCGCCAGCGAGCCCGACCUCACGCAGCAGGAUGACUUUCAGGGCGCAGUCCGUUUGCUGGAGUCUCUGGGCAUGUCUCGCGGGGGCGGCGCGGGGCGCGGGGCGGCGCCGCAGCGGGCCAAUAGGAGCAAUCAUACCAAUAGUCUGUUCCCGAGCCUGGUCCGCCUGGCGUUAUCCAGCAACUUCCCGUCGGGCCUGCUGUCGGCGGCGCAGAGCUACCCGUCGCUGGCUCCCAACGCGCAGAACGCACUCACCCUCUCACUCACCUCCACGUCUAGUGAGAGCGAGCAGGUCAGAUAUAUUGUUACAAACUGUGGCGUACCGCAAGGGGCAGUACUUGGGCCUGUUUUGUUUAAUAUUUAAAAACUUCCCGUCGGG